AUGAAGCAGGCGGAGCUCACAGGGCUGCUCUGCGUGAUAUGGGCGGUGACUCUCCUCUAUGGUGAGAUGGUGGCCUUUUGGAGGCCCUCUCUCGGGUCUUGUUCAUGGCCUCAUCAGAGCAACAACGCUUCUUCUUCCAUGGCUGACCGCGAUUAUGUCAAAGUGGCGGUCCUCACAGACCCACAGCUCAUGGACAGAACCUCGCUUCCUCUUCCCCCAAAAUCACUUGCUCUCGAGUUGGCUCAGUUCUUCGCCGACUUGUUCAUGCGCAGAGCCUUUCAUCAAUCUGUGCUUCCUCUGCAGCCCGAUGUUAUUUUCUUUUUAGGUGAUUAUUUCGAUGGCGGUCCUUAUCUUUCGGAUGAAGAGUGGAAGGAAUCUUUAAGCCGUCUCAAACAUAUUUUUUCCCUGAGUGCUCCUGAAAGAUAUUCAAAUAUCCCAGUUUACUACCUUUCUGGAAACCAUGACAUUGGCUAUGGAAUUCUCCACUCUCGUAGGGCAGAGGCAAUCAAACGAUAUGAAAAGGAAUUUGGUAGCAGAAACUAUCGAUUUGCAGUUGGAAAAGUGGAGUUUAUUGCCAUUGACGCUCAAACUAUUGAUGGAAAUCCUCAAGGAAUUCUGACUUCCUCUACUCAUGAUUUUAUCAAGAAUGUCUCCAUGGAUGUUCAAGCAUAUCCAAGGGUUUUGUUGACCCAUAUUCCAUUGUACCGACAAGAUUGGACAGACUGUGGCCCCAAUCGUAAUUCAGAAAUCGUCAACCAGCGGAUUGUGCGCUCUGCUGAUGGUCAAGAAGUAGUGUAUCAGAAUUACAUUACAGAGGAAUCAUCAAAAUACUUAUUGGAUUCAAUUCAGCCAGUACUUGUUUUAUCUGGUCAUGAUCACGAUCAGUGCCAUGUGAUCCAUGAGUCAAAAUAUGGGCCUGUAGGGGAGUACACUGUAGGGACAGUAAGUUGGCAGCAGGGAAACUUGUAUCCGUCUUUCAUGUUAGUGUCCACUAGUAAUUUUGUACCUUCAACUGCAUCCGAUGCUGAAGAGGCAAUCUUAACUCAGCCGUGCUUUCUUCCUAUGCAAACACACAUUUACAUAUGGUACCUCUCUCUAUUUGCUUUGACCCUCCUUGCCCUCCUGCUUUGGCCAUCCAGUGGUGUUAGUGUUGGGCAUCAUUUUAGUGAUUUAAUGGGGCUUGGAAAACAACUAAUAAGUAGCAUCAAAAGUAGAACAAAAGAGAAAAAUGAAGAUCUAAAUUGUGAGUAUGAGAUGAUUUGGGAUGCAGAAGGAUCAAUGCAUCUUGUCAAGAAAGCCUUGAGCACUCCUAUUGCACGUACAAGCGAGAAAAAUUUAGCAGAAAGCAGAGGCACUGCUGUGAUGCGGCCCACAGCUAGAAAGAAUAGUUCCCAGGAGAUAGAGGUCACUGUGAAUGCAGACACCGACACCGAUGCUAUGGCAAAAUUACUGCCUAGAGCAAGCAGAUCAUGGACAAAGAGAGUGAUCAAAAGAUUGGUGCGGACAUUUAGAAUGGUCAUAAUCAUCGCUGCAGUAAAUGUACCUCUCUAUGUGAUGUUACUUUUCAAGGACUGGAUUGACAAAUGA
Messenger RNA from Prunus armeniaca (apricot), 1587 nucleotides. The record is from the annotation of a GenBank genome assembly. Lineage: Eukaryota; Viridiplantae; Streptophyta; Magnoliopsida; Rosales; Rosaceae.